AUGGCCAAAGGAAGCUGUCUCUGUGGCGAUGUCACAUUCGAGUACCAGGGCGAGCCAGCAGCAAAGGCCGCCUGCCACUGCCUCCCAUGUCGCAAAACAUCUGGUACGACCAAUUCAUACAAUCUCAUGAUCCCAAGCGACAAGUACAAGAUUUUGUCCGGCUCGUUGAAGACGUUCACCAGGAAGGGAGACAGUGGCAAGAAUGUCACGUACAAUUAUUGCCAGAAGUGUCCUACUGUUCUUUACGUGCAGGCAGAGGCUAUUGAUGGUAUUAACAUUGUCAAGAUGGGCACGCUUGAUGAUGAGGAUGUUUAUAAGAAUUUGGGCAAGCCAGCCAUGGAAAUCUACACAAAAAACAGGCCCAGUUGGUGCCAGGCUAUCGAAGGUGCUCAGCAGAAAGAGGGUGGCUCUUAA
Aureobasidium namibiae CBS 147.97 is the source of this 414-nucleotide messenger RNA. RefSeq lists its product as uncharacterized. Gene Ontology annotation, molecular function: carbon-sulfur lyase activity. The record is from RefSeq and is a predicted model, not a curated record. Bases 1 to 414 code for a protein of 137 amino acids. Lineage: Eukaryota; Fungi; Ascomycota; Dothideomycetes; Dothideales; Saccotheciaceae. The transcript is spliced from 3 exons.